This is a messenger RNA of Gastrolobium bilobum, 2640 nucleotides long. RefSeq lists its product as uncharacterized. The transcript is spliced from 12 exons. Bases 163 to 1725 code for a protein of 520 amino acids. The record is from RefSeq and is a predicted model, not a curated record. Gene Ontology annotation, cellular component: plastid. Lineage: Eukaryota; Viridiplantae; Streptophyta; Magnoliopsida; Fabales; Fabaceae.
UAUACCAACCCCAAGGAAAGGAGCGCCAAAACUUUCCACCCACUCCAACGGUGGCCCUUAAAAACUCUUAACCUCACUCAGUACGCACGCACGGUCUUUUGAAGUUAGUUCAGAAUCAGGAACUUCACUCACUCCCUCAACCCACUCACAGUUCCUUUGCCAAUGGCCGCUCACAGACUCGCUCUGAUCAUUCAAAACCCUUCAAACGACGAUGAGUUUCUGCUCGUGAAGCAGUCUCGCCCUCCCAAAUUCCAAGAUGAAGAGUACGAUUCUUUCGUCGAUUCUGAUCUCUGGGACUUGCCCUCCGCGCAGUUGAACCCGCUGCAAGCAGAAUUGGAGCCCCCGUUUGAGGUGGAAAUUGCGGAUUCCCAUUCAGAGGAGGUCAAUUUGAGGGAAUUCGACAUCCGUUCGGCUCUCAACGAAGUGUUUCGGCAAAUAGGUUUUGGGGCAGUUGAAGGGACAGAGUGGAAGUUCUAUAAGUAUGCGAAGGAAGCUGCGUUUGGACCCGGUUUGCCCGUUAAUACAGUCUUCAUUGUGGGAAAAUUGAUAGCUGAGGACAAGGACUUUCGAGAUUCUUAUAAAUGGAUGUCCGUUCAAAGCUGUCUUAACUGGCUUCUGGAAGUGAAACCACAAGGUGAUCGUGUUGGACCGUUGGUAGUUGUUGGUCUUAUUAAUGACACAUCUGUCUCCACAAAGUGGAAAGUCCCUCCAGCCAUAAACUAUCAGGAGUACCCGCCUGGUGUUAUACUUAUACCUAUGGGAAGUAGGACAGCAAAGCCUUUUUGCACAACAAACUUGGUUGUGUUUGCACCUGAGAAUGUUCCAAAUGAUUCCGAGGAUAAUAAUUUUAUUGCAUGUGGAGAUGCACUAAUAAUUGAUCCAGGAUGUCUAUCAGCAUUCCAUGGAGAGCUAAAGAAAGUUGUAGCCGCAUUGCCAAGAAGGCUAGUGGUCUUUGUCACUCAUCAUCAUCGUGACCAUGUAGAUGGUCUCUCAGUUAUCCAGAAGUGCAAUCCUGAUGCUACUUUGUUAGCACAUGAAAAUACCAUGCAUCGCAUAAGCAGAGGUGAUUGGUCACUUGGCUAUACCUCAGUUACUGGAGAUGAGGACAUUUAUAUUGGUGGUCAGAGAUUGAAAGUUAUUUUUGCAGCGGGACAUACAGAUGGUCAUAUGGCGCUACUUCACGUGAAUACUCAUUCAUUGAUUGUAGGUGAUCAUUGUGUGGGUCAGGGAAGUGCUCUCUUGGACGUAACUUCAGGUGGAAAUAUGACUGAAUACUUUCAAACCACAUACAAAUUUCUGGAGCUUUCACCACAUGCUUUAAUACCAAUGCAUGGGAGAGUUAAUCUCUGGCCAAAGCAGAUGCUGUGUGGAUAUCUUAAGAAUCGUAGGAGUAGAGAAGCUAAUAUCUUGAAAGCAAUUGAUGGUGGAGCGAAAACAUUGUUCGACAUUGUUGCGUAUGUAUAUUGUGAUGUUGACCGCCGUGCCUGGAUUGCUGCAUCAUCAAAUGUGAGGCUCCAUGUGGAUCAUCUAGCCCAGCAACAUAAGUUACCAAAGGAUUUUUCAUUCCAGAAGUUCAACAGUACCUGUGGACUGCAUUUUCUAUCUCGAUGGAUGUGGGCUUACACUAGUGGCAGUUUACAUCUGGGGAAAUCUUCAUUUCUUAUUGGUGGUGUUUUGGCUGGCGUUGCUGUAUUGUACUCUCUCAAAAGCAAGUUCAGUAAAUAGAAAGGUGUACCUACAUAGGAGUAUGUGGUGAUCGUGCUUGAACUGUUGGCGGCUAGUUUUUAUUCGUUUGCCGUUAAGUUUUAAAAUGAUUGUUGGUGCAAUUUGGACGAGCAUAGUACUACUGGUUGGUCUUCCGUGGUUUGUGUCUUCCGAAGAACAUCUCUCGUGGGCAUCCUGACCCUGACAAGGUCGAGGCAUCUCUCGUGGGCAUCCUCUUUCCCUAUAUGUAUACAUUAGUGUGGUGUUUUAGUUCUCUCUUUCUUCCCCUAAGUAAAUGCUGCUGGGCUUCUCCUAGGGCGGGACAUAGUCUCCUCGAUACAAGAUAAAUACCUUUGCAUACAGAAACAAAUAAACAUUAAUGGGCUGUUUGGUACAUGGUAAUAAAAGGGAUACCCAAGAAUUUAAUAGUGGGAAUUAUUUAUACCCAUAUUUGGUACGAGGAAAACAUAAAUUAUGCCUUGGAAUAUUUUGUGAUCAGGUAUCCAUUUAACACUACCGAUAGGCCAAAAUAAAUACCUACUUCCACAUGGUAAUUUUUUAUACCUGUCUACUGGCUAUCAAUUUACAUUUUUUUGCAGACAAAAAUACCCUUGUGAGCCCUAGCAUAAGUUAUGUUCGAAGAAGCUAUUUUCCUCUGAAUAACAAUGUUGCUGUGGAGGUAGCCCAUCGACGGAAACUUCUCUGGUUUGUUCGAACAUUUUUUGUUGUCUUUGUUGCCUCCGUUUUGUGAUGUUUCACAAAUCGGUAAUAUUAGUUUCACAAAUCGGUAAUAUUCCAUACUAAUAUUCCAUGCCAUGAGUGAAAUAUAUAAACAUUUUAUGAUCUUUAUCUACGGGAAGAUAUACUUGUGGGCAAGGCUGACUUGUUUACAUGUGUAUGGUAAGGCUAGAAUGGCACAAUCGCAGUUCAACUGAU